AUGCAUCGGCUGGUGUACAUGAAGCGCAAGGCGAAGGCCGCACAACCCAAGCCAGCACCCGCAGACCCCGCCGAGCAGCAGCCCCUGCCCGUCCUCGAGCUCGCCCUGCCCGAGGCCACGAGCUUCCGCGCAUCGCUCAUCCUGCCCGACCUCUCCCGCAGAUUCACCCUCCUCCGGACGACCGGCGAGCUGCUGCCUAUCGACCGCUUCCGCGACAGGCUCCGCCACGAGCGCGAGGCCGGCCAGAUCACCUCCGAGGACGAGCACAUCCUCAUCCACCACUACCUGCACCACCACCCGAACGCCCUCUUCGCCGCCACCGCCGCCGCCCGCGACGCCGCCUACAUCCGCAAAACGCUCGCCAUGAGAAACGCCCCUGCGCCGCCCCCGCCCCCGCCGCCCGCCGCCGAGCCCCCGCCCGCCUGUCUCGCCGAGUGGCACGCCUCGGACGACGACGACGACGACGACGACGACGAGGUUGAUGAGCUCCAGCUCUCGCCCGCACAGGCCCACAGACUCUCGCGAGCCGUCGACCGCAUCUUUCCCACGCCGCGCCCAGACGAGCUCGGCCCCCAGGAGCUCGGCCGACCCGCCUCCUCCUCCCUCUCGCGGGCCUCGUCGGCCGCAUCGUCCUGCGACACCCUCAACAGUCUGUGGCUGUGCCAGCCCGACGACUCGGCGGAGGACGCGGAGAGGCUCGGCUUCGGCUUCGCCCCCGCCCUCGACCACCUCCCGCCCCCGACCCCCUUCGUCGCGGACCCCCUGCCGACGCUCGACCUGACGUACGACGAGGUGCGGCUCAUCCACCAGACCCUCGUCGCCGCCCUGCCGCCCAAGCGCCCCCGGGCCAGCCCCCGCUCGAGCGCCCUCCAGCAGCGUCUGACCCUCGCCAAGGCCGCCGCCAUCGGCGCCUGCCACCCUAUCCGCCCCCGCCCCGCCCACACGCCCCGCUCGCCCUCGCUCGCCUCGCCCGUCUCGGCCGCCGACAGCCCCGACGGCUCGUGCUUCCCCCUCACCCCGCCCUCCACCCAUCUGUUCGUCCGCUCGCCCGAGCCCGGCGGGAUCCCGUCGCCACCCCCGAGUGCCGAAGCAAACGACGCAGCGCGGCCGCGGAUGUUUGGCUCGCGCGCCGGCCGGCCGCAGCCGACGACGAUCCUCUUCCGGGACGUGGAGGCACAAGCGAUCGGGCAGCCCGUGCUGGUGUCGGCGUCGGCGGAGACGACGCGGGGGAUGAUCCCGCUUGGGCUGCCGGCCGGCGAGCCGCGGGGCCUGCUGGGGGCCACCAAGGCGCUCAAGCUGCGCUUCCACAAGAAGAAGCGGCCCUCCGAGUCUGCCCUCCCCCCCGGCCCCCACCAGCCCGACCAGCACAGCCGGCCGUCGAUGAAGUCCUUCGCCAGCAUCCCCAACCUCCGCGCCGGCAGCGGCGCCUGGCCCGUCGACCCCCCGCCCGUCCGCGACGCCGACGCCGACCCGCUCGCCAUCAUGCCCGCCGGCGCUUGGAAGACCGCCCCCGCUCUGAGCUCGCUCAAGAGGCUCAUGGACCGCCACCGCAAGUCCGCCGCCGAACCCGCCGGGUCCCCUGCGAGCCCGGUCUUCGGGCCCUCCGCCGACUGGCCCUUCUUCCCCGACCUGGCCGAGGACCGUGGGCCCCGUCGGAUGAGGAGCAGUACUCGGGGCACCGCCGACGACCAGGAACGGGGGCCGGGCAAGAGCAGCGUCCGAGCGCCCUCCCCGGCCUCCUCCCACGCCCCCUCUCCCCACCCCCCGUCUCCCCCCGUCGUCGCCCUCCCAAUCCCCUCCUCGCCCAGCCCACCACCCUCACCAGCCGAGCACUCCUCACACAUCAACGUCUCCGGGCCCCCCGACAGUCCGCCCUCGCCCGUCGCCGGCCAACCGGCAGACGACCGAUGGCUCGCCGUGGCCGACGACGGCUGCGCGCGCUCCGACUACGCCGAGUCGAUCCUCGACCUCUACGCCCCUGACCCCGGCCCUCCCUCUCCAGGCCCCCCCUCGCCCGGCCCUCCCUCGCCCGGCCCUCCCUCGCCAGGCCCUCCCUCGUCCGGCUCCCACUGCAGACGCGCCAGCAGGGACUCUUCGCGCAGCAGCGCCAGUCGGUACAGCGCCAGUCGGUACAGUGCGAGUCGAUACAGUGCGAGUCGGUACAGUACGAGUAGGUACAGUGCGAGCAGGUACAGCGGCCCCGGCGACGCCCCCGGGUCCCCACACGCCGCCGACAUCCUGGCCCUCGUCACCGCCCUGCAGCAGUCCACGCGCUUCUCCGCCUUCGACCCCCCCGACGCCGCCGACGCCAUGGCCCACCCCGCCGGCCCCGCCGCGUUCGCUAUCCAGCGUCUGCCCCCCGUCCCUGCCUUCCUCAACCCCUCCGGAACCGCCCCUCCCGGAACCGUCCCCGCCGGAACCGCGCCCUCCGGACCCGCCCCCUCCGGAACCGCCCCCUCCGGGACCCGGGCGCCCGAGGACGACGACGAGCGGCGCGUCUGGAGACGCAUCCUCGACGGCUAG
This is a messenger RNA of Puccinia triticina, 2523 nucleotides long. RefSeq lists its product as uncharacterized. Gene Ontology annotation, cellular component: cytoplasm; actin filament. The transcript is spliced from 5 exons. Gene Ontology annotation, biological process: actin filament polymerization. NCBI's taxonomy places the organism in Eukaryota, Fungi, Basidiomycota, Pucciniomycetes, Pucciniales, Pucciniaceae. Gene Ontology annotation, molecular function: microtubule binding; actin binding. Bases 1 to 2523 code for a protein of 840 amino acids. The record is from RefSeq and is a predicted model, not a curated record.